Messenger RNA from Larimichthys crocea (large yellow croaker), 2632 nucleotides. RefSeq names its product dystrobrevin binding protein 1b (gene dtnbp1b). Bases 476 to 1150 code for a protein of 224 amino acids. The transcript has 4 exons. Gene Ontology annotation, cellular component: synaptic vesicle membrane; BLOC-1 complex; neuron projection. Gene Ontology annotation, biological process: negative regulation of protein kinase activity; neuron projection development; anterograde synaptic vesicle transport. Lineage: Eukaryota; Metazoa; Chordata; Actinopteri; Sciaenidae. The record is from RefSeq and is a predicted model, not a curated record.
CCUCCUCCUCCCUGCCUCACUCAGCAGCACUCAGUGGUAUGCUCCACUCAUCUUCACUCCCCUCUCUCUCUCUGUCUCUCUCUCUCUCUCUUUUUCUUUCUCUCCCUCUCUCUCUCCCCCCAAUCUCAUCCUCAGUAGUCUCCACAGCGGAGCUAGACACUGGUGCAUCGUCGGUCCACACACAUGCACCCGUGUGUGUUUUGUGGGCGCCGGGCUUUCUCUUGAGAACGCUCACCGUUGGAGUGUGUGCAAGUGCGUGAGCUGAUGAUCUGCGUGAGAAUGUGUGCGUGAGUGUGUCCUGGAGCAUAUUUUGUAUGGAGGAGCAUGUGUGUGGAGUGAUAGACAGCAGCGUGAGGAUGCGUGGUGGGCAGGUGUUGUCGUGGUGAUCAGUGGAGUUUUCGGUGUACUAUCGUCGUGCAGUCUGCCUCCAGCUCCCAUUUGGUUAUCUCGUGAGGGUAAAAAGCAUCCUGCUGGGAUGUCCACCUCGCCUGGUGCAACAGACGGGAGCCAAAGGAACUCUUUGGAGCUAGAUGCCGAGCAUGCACAGAGAGUCCCCGGGGCAGAACAAGGAGGAGUCCCACCCGCCCAGGUCAAGCUGAAAGAGAGGCAGAAGUUCUUUGAGGAGGCAUUUCAGCAAGACAUGGAGCAGUACCUGUCUACCGGCUACCUGCAGAUCGCCGAGAGGAGAGAGCCAAUAGGAAGCAUGUCGUCCAUGGAGGUGAACGUGGACAUGCUGGAGCAGAUGGAUCUGAUGGACAUGUCUGACCAUGAAGCCCUGGAUGUGUUUCUGCACUCAGGGGGGGAGGACAACAGCGCUGUCUCGCCUGUCACGGGUCCAGAUGUUGAGUCCUUCACCACAGAGAUCAGUCUCCAGGUCCCCACCCAGGCUGAGCUACGCCACAAGCUCUCUUCCCUCUCAUCCACCUGCACCGACUCAGCCAGCCAGGACACAGAGGCCGGGGAGGAGGACGACGAGGAAGAGGACGAGGAGAAUGAGCAAGGAGGAUCUGGGGGAGGAGGAGGAGGAAGGAGGAGAAGACCCCCAGUGGUGGUGACACUGGAUGAAGAGGAGGUGCACCCCGACACAGCACUAGUGGACCAAGAGGACCAGAACAGCAAAGACUGUGAGGAGAGCAGACCGAAGGUUUGAGGAGGGAUGGACUGGAUUUCACCACAAACACACAAAUCAAACAUAACUAUAUUGGCUUCCUUCUCAACUCCUUUCAUACGGAAGAAAAACAUAUGAAAGAAACACUGAGGUUGCACUAACUGCCAAAUGACCUUGCCUUAAAAGAUCACUAACGUGAGCUUUUUCAAUUCUAAUCGAAUCCUGUAAAAUAAGUUUGAGUUCCCUUCAGCGUAAAUAGCAUUGAAUGGCUUAACAUGCACAUAAAUAGUUUGACAUUAUUUAGAGAAUGCUCUAAUAUUUUUGUGUUUGUGCAUGUUGAGACCAGAGGAGGCUGAGAAGUGAUAGAGAGAAGUAUACACUAAAAUCAUCCACGUGUUUCCUGUUUGUAGUUCUUUGUUUUCAUGCUCCAUGCUAACACUUAACAUUUCAAAUGCUGCCAGACUGCAGCUGUUGAGCAUUAAUAGUUUAGUUUCAUAGUUUAAAUAUGAGUAUGAAUGUCAAAGACUGUCAGCAGGUCUGUCUUCAAGACGUUUCAUUUUUCAAACUUACCGCAGGCCACACAAGUAAAAGAAGUUUUUAAUUAUUAGAAGAAAAUCUUUGGAGUUGUCACCCACUCACCCUUAGUGGCAUCCAGCCAUGCAGAUAGUUUUCAUUUUAUUUCCCAAAGUUUGGACAUAUCUGUCAUCAGUGCAGCCACCCCAAAUGCAACAAAGGUAAAAGGAAUGUCAUGUUUAAUGCUAAAACCAUCCAAAAAAAAAUGACAUUAAAAAAGUUUAACAACGACGUGUCUUUCCAGAAAUAACUUCCUGGUCAUGCUUAAUUCACAGACUUCAUUGUCGUAUAAAAACCUGUGCUAACAUGAAUAGAUUUCUUCUCUUUUUUUUUUGUAAAUUGGGUGAAUUGACCUUUAACACAGCAAAUACUAAAUCAUUUGCACAGAGCACUUGACAAAUGACCUGCAAGGAGCACAUGGAUGAAUUUUUUUAUGACUUAGUGGAUAAGCUGAACCCCCAAAGGUUGUUGUAUUUCUUUGACUGGUUUAUGAUCUAGACUGCUAUAUUUUAAAUGUUAACUACCAAUUAGAUAAUACUUUAGUAGCACUGGCUUUGUUAAACAUGGUGUAAUAACUGGCAGUCACCUGGCAGUAGGUUAGAUACCACAUAGUACUGUAUAGCUGACAGACUGGUGGAGAUCAGUGAUUUAACACACACACACACACACACACACACACACACACACACACACACACACACACAGAGGAGAGUUACCCAUUGCCAUUCCUUUGACCAAAUAAUAUGUGGGUGAACUUCUCUUUUUGAACGAGGACCAAAUCUCUGUUUGGACUGUGUGCUAUGCACUGGACAUGACCCAGAAGGUUUAAGUGUAUCCAGAUUUUUUUGUACAGAAAUGUUGACAUUUGUGCGAUGUGACAGCAUUACUCCUUCCUUUCUUUUCCCCUGCCUACAAUUUCUGACUUGUUGGUAAUAAAUGUUUCUCCCCCAG